UUGUUGUUGAACUCACACAACAUGUACAGUACGAAUUAUGGCGAUACACGAUUUCCUACAAGGGCGAGUUAGACUCGAAGUUGUCGUUGUGUUUGUGCUGUGAUUCAAUUUUGUUUAGGAAAUAUUUACCAGCUCCCUGAUGGAUGUGGCUAGGUCCAAGAGUGAAUUACUCCAGCAACAGGUCAUGCAGGCCUGGAGGGAGAGAUGGUCAGAUGUCCAGUGGAGUACAGAGAUAAAGAAAAUAGUCCCCCGUGGAAUGUCUGGAGAUGCAUUCAGUCUUGCAGAAAUUCUCUUGAAUCAAAUUUUUGUUGGGCCUACGCCAAAUUCAUUGAUAUUGACUUACCUUGAGCAUGCAAUAUCAUGUCAGAUAGUCUCCUGUACAGCCAUCUUCAACAGUAUAAUAACUUAUGAGGACAUCUGUAUUCAGAGGCCAUACUGUAUGAAAGGUCUGCUUGAUAUUCUAUUCAUCUGUGUUAGUAAACUUGGUGGUCAUACGAUGGAUGAAGGCAUGUAUCUUGCAAAGUCAUAUUUAAGAGUUGUUCUAUGGCUUCUGGACAGCAUCACUGCAUGCGUUGAGAAAAUCAAAGACACUACUACUAAAGUUGAUGUGAUGAUGACGCAUAUGCUAGACAUUCUUAUCGACCGGUUCCACAAAAUGGUCUGUAUGACAGGCGUGUCUCGUCUCCUGCUCUUCAUAGGGAAAUCUGAAGAUGAGGAAGCAUGGAGAACUGUUCAAGAAGCUGUGAUGAGAGUGAAAGAAAGUUUAACUGUUUCCGAGCCUGAAAGUGGCCAACCAACACCAGUAUUCAUGAAAAAAGAGCUCAAAGAAAAAGUUUUAAGAUCAAUGCAAGACGUCUUAAAGAUUCCUUACAUACAAAUACCUGUAACACAGCACACAAACUCAAUUGUUGUGAAAGGAACAAGCUGUAUUAUCAACAUGAUAACUUUUCUGGAAGCUGCAAUAAAUAUCACAAAUGAUGUCCAGUGUUUUGUUGAUCAAAUUCUUUUGAUAGAAAAGGUUCAACAUAUUCAACGACACACACUAGUGAAGGAGCUGUGUCAUUCAGCCCUCCUAGGCCUAGUUGAUCACAUUGACAGUGUGGAUGAACUCAAGUGGCAUGCAUUUGCUUUUGUGAAGCUUCCGCAAAUAUUUUCUUGCCUAAAAUCCGGUCCUUCAUUUGGUCGUGGAAUCAAAGAACUGCUACGGCUGAAUACUCUGUUGGAUACAGCUGAUUCCAAAAGCAAGUGUGAUUGUUUACAACAUCUCCUGAGUCAGUGUGUCAAAUUGGAUGUGAUUAGUGAAGCACUAUCAAAUGAAUAUAUUCAACAGAGAGCUAACCAGCGCAAUGCAGUGUUACCAUCAAAGAAAGAAUCAAGUCCAUUACCAAAUGCUACACUAAUCCAGCAGGCAGAAACUAUGGCUACCAGUAUUCUCAGUGAAAAGACCUUCAAUGAUCCUGAUUUUUCAAAGAUACAGGAGGAUCUUCUUGGUGUCCUUGGUCACCUGAUAGCAGGCAAGAGUUUUGAUUUGAUUGUUGCAGCUGAAGCAGGCACAGGCAAGCUUAAGAUCUUCACAAGUAAACUUAUCAGGUUUAAUGAGUGGGCAAAGAAUGCUAGUGGUGAAGGAGGGAAACAAAGCCAAGUGAGAGCGUUGCUGUUUGACUUCACUUUCCUCAUGUUGUGUCACAUUGCUCAAAUGUACGGUGUCCAAAUGGUGUUGGACAAGACCGAUUCCUUCUUUGAGUCCUGGAUAGUCGGAUGUCUCCCAAGUGCGAACCAAGCCAAGCCUUUAGAAUCCAUGAUAAAAGCUGAUCAGAAUAAAGUUGAGUUGCUACUAAUGCACUGUGCUACUGGCAUGGAAUUCAAAACUAGUCUUGUUCGCUGGCAUGAGGCAUGCGCUUGUGCUCCCCAGGUAAUGGAAGAAAUUCUCAACGCUUGGCUUCACAACACCAUCUCUGCAUCAGACGUUAAGAAAAUAAUUGACAACAUGAAGAGCAAGCUGCACUGCCUCUCGGUGUGCGUUGUAGCGUGGUUGUGUAGCUACCUCCGCAGUCUACAGAACUCAGAGCGAGACAAAGCUAAGCAAAUGCUGCUCAUGUUCAUGGCUGCUAAUACAAUUGAUAGCACGCUUGUUCCUUACGAUAAAGAAAGAAAUACAAUAAAGGUCAACGUGAUCAAGAAAAUGACCCGCAUGUCGAUGGGUGGUCUCGAGGUCAACCCUGAGUUUGGCUUGAAGACCAGUUCUUCAGCGUCUGCUAUUGAAACACUUUCAUCCAUCUUUCACGGCCUUAUCCAACAGGGCUUUAUGAAUAAGGCUUUGUUUACAGCUAUUGAACAGCUGCAGAGCUGCUUGGGUGUUGAGUACUUCUGCCGCUCUGUUAUAGACGAAGUACUCAAAUUGAAUAGCAAAGCAGACUUAAUGAUUGCAGUUGAGAUUGCACUUGGCAUGUUCUACAUUAACAUUGAGCAGAUCUGCCCCAUCCUAAUAAAGAAAGUCAUCCCCCUGCUUAUUAGUGACACAAAUAACAACAAAAGAAUUUCAGGAGCUAGGGGUCAUGCUCUGGCAUGUAUAGUCGUUUGGACCAUUGCCUCUGCUAUUACGUACAGCAACAACACAAAAGAUUUUAAAAUCAAAGAUGAAAGACAAGGAAGAGGAACAAAAAGACCAAGAAGUGAAUUUGAAAAAGAGGACACAGGCGGCCUGAAGGACGAAGGCAGGUUAUUGUCUAAUUCAAAACUGCGUCGUCUCCUAAGUUCACCGGAAGACGACAGCACGCCAGAAGUAACUGCAGGAAGUCAAUCUACUGGUUUUAUUGUACCAAAUGUUCAUUAUCUAAUUGCAGACCCACUCAACCGUGCUAUAGCUACCUUACUGCAGUUGUUUUCUUCUGUGAUUCAAAGUGGAAAUGCUGGCCCAAGAAGCGAAUUCAUAAAUAUCUUUUUCCAAGAAUUACUGCACUGUAAUGAUGCUGUAGUUAAACAUGUAUUGCAGUUUGCAGCUGCUUCAAUGGUGGAUCAUUUACUUUGUGUAACAACUAGUGGAGGUAGUUUGUUCUUUGAGUUUGUGAUGGCAGUCAGCAACCUGGGUAGCUCAACUGCCAGAAACAUGGCCAUAAAGGCACUUUGUGUACGUAAACGAUGAACCCACAUGUAAAAAAAAAAAUGGCCACCACUAGUGUCAGUUUGAGUAAACAAUGAGCACAUCAGCAAAAAACAUGGCCAAUGCUCCGAGAGUUUGCACAAACAAUGGACACACCUGCCAAAAAGAUGGCUACCGCUGGAGUUGGUUUCCCUAAACAAUGGCACAAAUACAUGAUCUCCACUGAUUGAGACUGUGUUCAUAAACAAUGGACCCACCUGCCAAAAAGAUGGCUACUUCUAUAGGGAGUUAGUUUCCAUGAACAAUGGCACGAAUACACGGUCUCUGCUGAUUGAUUCUGUGUUCAUAAACAAUGAACUCCCUGCCAAAAAGAUGGCUACCACUAUGGAAGUUUGUUUCCAUGAACAAUGGCACAAAUUCAUGGUCUCCUCUGAUUGAUUCAGUGUUCAUAAACAAUUAAUUCACCUGCCAAAUAGAUGGCUAGUGCUAUAGGAGUUAGUUCCCAUGAACAACGGCACAAAUACACGGUCUCCGCUGAUUGAGUCUGUGUUCAUAAACAAUGAACUCCCUGCCAAAAAGAUGGCUACUGCUAUGGGAGUUUGUUUCCAUGAACAAUGACACAAAUUCAUGGUCUCCUCUGAUUGAUUCAGUGUUCAUAAACAAUUAAUUCACCUGCCAAAUAGAUUGCUACUGCUAUAGGAGUUAGUUUCCAUGAACAAUGGCACAAAUACAUGGUCUCCGCUGAUUCAGUCUGUGUUCAUAAACAAUGAACUCCCUGCCAAAAAUAUGGCUACCACUAUGGGAGUUUGUUUCCAUGAACAAUGGCACAAAUUCAUGGUCUCCUGAUUGAUUCAGUGUUCAUAAACAAUGAAUUGUCCUGCAAAAUAGAUGGCUCUGCUAUGGGAGUUAUUUUCCAUGAACAAUGGCACAAAUUCAUGGUCUCUGCUGAUUGAGUCUGUGUUCAUAAACAAUGGACUCACCUGCAAAAAAUUGCAGCCACUGCUGAUUCAGUUCCCCUGAUCAGUGUACACACUUGCAUAAACAUGGUCCACCACUUGAGAGUUGUCUAUCCAUAAUUUAUGUUAAACUGUGUAUUAAAUCAUAGGUUUUCUCCAAAUAUAUGAUAUACAUCCAGCCCUCACAAAGCGAGCCUAAGGUGAGCUAGAGGUCACAGCUGGUAUUACAAAAAGUAAUAUAUGACAAUAUAUUUCUUUUUAGCACUGUGAUUACAUAAAAAUAAUCACAAAAUUUGCUUUACACUACAGGUUGUAGUAGGCCUACUUAUAUAUUUAUUUUGUGUGAAAUGCAAUUACUUAAAAGAAUUCACCUAAAUAUUCAGUUAUUUUUUGGAGAAUGAACCAAGUUAAAUAAUAAAAAAUUAAAAAAUGC
Molecule: messenger RNA, 4489 nt
Organism: Anneissia japonica
Lineage: Eukaryota; Metazoa; Echinodermata; Crinoidea; Comatulida; Comatulidae
Product: mediator of RNA polymerase II transcription subunit 24-like
Exons: 22
Coding region: 140-3142 (1000 amino acids)
Cellular component (GO): mediator complex
Molecular function (GO): transcription coregulator activity
Source: RefSeq, a predicted model, not a curated record